Messenger RNA from Prorocentrum cordatum, 472 nucleotides. NCBI's taxonomy places the organism in Eukaryota, Dinophyceae, Prorocentrales, Prorocentraceae. The record is from the annotation of a GenBank genome assembly.
AGGACGUGCACGCGCGCCUGGCGCUUCUCGGCGCCUCGGGCGGCGCGCCGCGCGUGCGGGCCUGCGCUUCGGCCCUGCGGGCGCUCGGGUGCGGCGGCGAGCUGCGGCCCGGCGAGGGGCAUCCCACGCCGCUGCGGCCGUGCCCCGACGAGCGGCUGCGCGAGUGGUCUCGCGCGGAGGAGCACUGCGAGCGGCGCGCCACGCGGUGGGCGCUGCGGCACUGCGCCCAGGAGGUCGCCGCGCUCGGCGUGCAAUGGGGAGCGGAGCUGCGGCUCUUGCAAGCCGAGCUGGACUUUCGGGGCAGGCGCCCCGCCGCUGGCGCAGGGGCCCGCGCCCGCGCGGGCCGGGCCGCCACCGCGGAGAAAACCCGCGCGCGCGCGGAGGGUGUUCGGUUCGGCACGACCCGACUCUGUGCCGAGCCCGCCUCUGAUCUACCCUCCAAGGCGUCUUUUUUCCCGGAUUGUUCUUGAAU